AGAUUAUGAAGAUCUUACUGCAUUGGAUCAAAAUCAUUUCAACUCGACGUUGUGUUAUCGCAGACGAGAUCUUCUAUUUUUAAAAAAUGGAGGCUUGUUUCUUGAGAUACAAUUGGAGCAGUGCAAAUAUGAACCUAAGAUGUUAAUUUGAAUUUUUUAAAACUAACAAUUACUUGAAAACUAGUUUAGCUCUAUUAAUUGAUUAUAUAAUCAACACACAAAAUUAUAAUUCCAAAUAUAAACAAGGGCAUAUCAUAUUUUACAAGAAAUAGAGAGUAAUAGUAUUUGGCCUGAGUUGGGGAUUUAGGGUUUAAAUAUUGCCCUAUUUCCCUCUUAGAAGCAUAGAUAUACAAAUUUGAAAAUACGAGCAUCUCUGUAAUCAAAAUUUGAAGUCUUUGGUAGUUUUGAUGGCUGGAGGCGACGAAGAUGAUGAUUACAUGGGAGACCUCUCCCGGUUUGUACCAACGGCGGUUCCUCAAUCUUCCUCCAAAAAGGAGCCUAGUAGUAAUCUUGUAGUGUCGAAAUCUUCGUCGAGCAAGAAAUCGAAAUUCCAAAACUGGCAGGAGCAGAGGAAGCUCGACCGAAAAAGGAAGCAAAGCGAAGAGGAUAAACAAACAUUAGAAAAUGCAGGUUCUGCAAUACCACAGUCUAAUAUUGGUUUCAAGCUGCUGAAACAAAUGGGCUACACUCCUGGCUCUGCAUUGGGCAAGGAAGGCUCUGGGAGGGCUGAACCGGUUUCUCUGGAGAUCAGAAGGGGUCGAGCUGGAAUCGGUACAGAAGAUCCAGAGGUAGCAAAGAUGAGGAGAGAGAGAGCAAAGUAUGAGAUGAAUAAGAGGAAAGAGAGCGAGUUGAUGGAGAUUUUCGGGAGUCAUCAGAAGGAGCGGUGGAAGGGAAGGAGAGUCAUAGUGAACUUCCGAAAGGCAGAUGCUACUCUGGCGCAGCUAGAAAAUAGAGAGGUUGUGGUGGAGAAGAAGGAAGAGAACGAUGAGGAAAAGGAAGGGGAAGAGGAGGAGGAGGAGGAAGAAAUUACAGAAGAGGAUUUGUUAAAUAUACUGCUGAAGCUAAGAAACGAGUUCAAAUACUGUCUCUUCUGUGGAUGCCAGUACGAUACAAUGGAGGCCCUCGAAUCAGAGUGCCCUGGGAUUAAUGAAGACGACCACUAGAUUCAAGGCCUACAGACACCAAUUCAGACUUGGCCUACACUGAAUUCUUACAAUAAUUUUGUGGCUUCAUGAAUCGCUUAACGGAUGCUCCUGGGCGAACUCCUGCCAGUCGAGCAUGGGAAAGCUAGAGGAGAUGACGCAUCCAAGAUAUCCGCUACUUCCAGAUUGAGCUCGAGCUUUACUUACUGUGAGAUCAGUAAAUGGUCUAUCUCAUGUGUAUUUUACCUAUUCCAUUCUGAAAUUACUAGAGAAAACGAUCUGUUGUAUAAAAGCUUCGGGUUCAUAUGAUCAAAAUUCCAGCAGUUUACCA
Molecule: messenger RNA, 1473 nt
Organism: Salvia miltiorrhiza (redroot sage)
Lineage: Eukaryota; Viridiplantae; Streptophyta; Magnoliopsida; Lamiales; Lamiaceae
Exons: 4
Coding region: 408-1163 (251 amino acids)
Cellular component (GO): kinetochore
Molecular function (GO): nucleic acid binding
Source: RefSeq, a predicted model, not a curated record